This is a messenger RNA of Phyllopteryx taeniolatus (common seadragon), 986 nucleotides long. RefSeq names its product MORN repeat-containing protein 3-like. The record is from RefSeq and is a predicted model, not a curated record. The coding region runs from base 1 to 711 and encodes 236 amino acids. The transcript is spliced from 5 exons. Lineage: Eukaryota; Metazoa; Chordata; Actinopteri; Syngnathiformes; Syngnathidae.
AUGCCAUUCCUUAAAAAAGCUCGACUGAAUCUGCCUCGUUCAACAAUAUUAGAUAAUAGAGCAAAGAAGUCAGGGCUUCGUGGAACAGUAUUUUCAGUCAAUGGAGACAACUACACUGGGGUGUGGCUGGACAAUAAGAAACAUGGUUGGGGAACCCAAGAGUGGAAGUCGUCUGGUGCGAUUUACAAUGGCGAGUGGAAAUUUGGGAAACAUGAUGGAUAUGGCAUCUUCAGUGUACUUCGACCAGACACGAAGAAGUAUGCAACGCAGUACUGUGGCGAGUGGAAAAAUGGAAUGAAACACGGGCACGGUUCCUUCUUUGAUGUGCAUGCAACUUAUGAGGGAGAGUGGAGUGAGGACAAUCGCAGUGGUUGGGGGAGACUCUGCUAUAAGUGUGGCGAUCACUAUGAGGGGGAGUGGCUCUGGGAUAAGGAACAUGGAACAGGCGUCAUUCAAUUUGCCAAUGGAAACUGGUACGAAGGAUCUUGGAAGGAUGGAAAGAAAAAUGGUCAUGGCAAGUUCUACUAUGCUGAUAAAGGUCUCAUUUAUGAAGGCCUUUGGGUGGACGGUGAUGCAAAAUGUGGGACUCUGUCUGAUUUUGGGAGAGAAGAAGCACCAUACCCCACCAAGUAUCCAAUUCCAGAGGUAACACUAAUGGACAUGAAAAUGGUUUUAACGGAAGCCGAGUCCACAUACCUGGAUGAAAGUUGAUGGGAAAUAAGAGGAAGCAUGGGUUUCAUUUACUUUUGCCCCACCCCAGUGAUUUUUCUGUGUGUAUUCACAAACACACAUUAUCGUUUUGAUUUAUAGAGAAAAGUCUCAUGACAACUGGCCAUUACACCAACAAGAACUGAAAAUAUGGGAAAUGUAUUUGGCCUUGAAUGACUCUUAUGGAUUCUCUUGAAUAACUCAACUGUUUUUGAGUGUGUGGCAGAAUUUUGGGGCAUUUAUCUAGAAUUAAGUGUUUGUGGUUAAAGUUAAUGUAU